AUGCGCCAAACUCUUUUUGUUCUGACCGCAAUGGCAAUGGACGUGGUCAAACAGCUGAUACGAUUGGCUUUGCUCCAAGCUGCAGGAAAGCAGGUGGAUUUCGCCCCUAGUAUCGAUUUGGCCAGGAAACUGCGUAAUGAGUUGUACGAUCGCUUCCUUAUUGUGAGAAUUCUCGAGAGAGACAGUCGCACUUUAUGUGAGAACGUGAAAACUUGGCAGAAGGAAUACGAGGCUCUAGAGCAACAAAAUGCAGAAAAUCCUAAAAUAGCGGAACGGAUCGCCAGUCAACUUCGCAACAUUCACUGUGUGAUGGGCGAAUUCAGACGAACGUUAGGUCAGCUAAAGGAACCAUCCAACGCGGCAAACACAAGAAGGGAUGCCCCGACUCAGUGA
This is a messenger RNA of Ostertagia ostertagi, 393 nucleotides long. The record is from the annotation of a GenBank genome assembly. Lineage: Eukaryota; Metazoa; Nematoda; Chromadorea; Rhabditida; Trichostrongylidae.